Mixia osmundae IAM 14324 is the source of this 2786-nucleotide messenger RNA. RefSeq lists its product as uncharacterized. The record is from RefSeq and is a predicted model, not a curated record. The transcript is spliced from 4 exons. Lineage: Eukaryota; Fungi; Basidiomycota; Mixiomycetes; Mixiales; Mixiaceae. The coding region runs from base 180 to 2744 and encodes 854 amino acids.
CCCGGUGAGGACGAUCGCGUCGCGACAGUAGCGAGCGAGCCAGCUGCCAGCCGCCCAGAGACCUGACGAGCAAUGGCGAUGCUGACUGACCAGGGAUCGAUACGCUGCACGCCUCACUACAGCUGAGCUUGUGAUCGGCACCUCUGAUAGGCUGGCUCAUCGUCACAGGCACGCUUGGGAUGAGCUUGCACCGUCACCGCGAGCCAAGAACAGCAAUUGUUGACAAGCCCAGCCUGCCGUCUGCGUCUCGGACACUCCUCAAUCAGAACAGAGACCAUAGGCUGACCCUCGACGGCGAGCCGCUCGAGCAGGGCAAGCCCUUCCGGCCAGACUCCGGCGCAGUGAGCUUUCCCGCGCAGUCGCCUGCCUUUCCGCCUCCAUCACUGGACGGUCUAGCACCUCUGCCUGCCCCCAUCAAGGAAGCAGGGCGACACAAACGACACGCCUCUGCUGCAUCGAGCUUCCAUCUUCCCACAGCCCGAGCCAGCGCGCUCGCCCACCGGAUCAGCCUCGAGUCGGUCGACACCGCCAAGACUGCUGCCCACGGCCGCGAGGAGGGAGCCAUGAUUGCUACGCGAUCGAGCUUGCCGCCCAAGUCGGCUCGCAGACCGAGUGCGCCUCAGAUAGAUGGGCCUGCAGAAGCGAGCACGUCUGCCAGCUCUCCGAGACUAGCAACUGGCGAUUACACGAGCAGGCCGACCUCCUCUUCGGCCGUUUCGCCGAGUCAGGGUUCCUCAAAGGUCCUUCUGACGACUGCAUUGCAGACCGCACAAAAGGCAGUCGAGUACGAUGGCGACAACCGCGUGCACGAGGCCCUGCAGGCCUACAAGACUUCCGUCGAUCUCUUGCAGGAGGUCAUGACGCGCGUCGAAGAGACGGCGCUCACUCGGCGGGCGAAGGCCAUAGAGCGGGAGGACCGGCUUGCGCAGACUGCCCUUGCCAAUCCCGAGUCGGAAGAGGCGCGUCAAGACAGGGUCAGAGCGGCGGAGAAGGCAGAGAAGCGCGAGAAGGACCGUCUCGAAGAGGGUCGUCGCCUCAAAGUGAUUCACGACACUUACACGGAGCGGAUCAAGAUGCUGCAGAUUAUUGUAGAUACACAGACCGCCGAGCUUGUGCCUGUCAAGAGCCAAUCCACACAGAGUAGCCGAGACUCGGUAGAUCCGACAGACACAAGCGCUAUCGGACAGGCUAUGCUCAUGCCUGCUUCGCCGCAGAGGUCCCUGCAGCCCAUCAAAGCCAACGAAGUCAUGCCGCCUAUUGCGGCAGGCUCGAGCCUCAGGUCCAGUGUCACAGUCGAUGCGCCUCGGUACGGGCAUGCACACAAGCGCUCGAGUGGGCUUUCCGGCCGGUUCAAGCGUCGCAGCAAAGACUCGAGCCAUCGCGAAUCACAACUGCUAGGCGGUGCUGAGAGCAGCGUGCCCAUGUCGCCCGAGGCCAGUCAGACGCCCAGUAUGGCAUCCGUCGGCGAAGCGCAAGAUGCCGUCAUGAUGCGCACAGAGAGUACAGUCACGUAUACUUCAGUGACUGCAGUGCAAGGCACAGACGACGAGCGGGGACCGGCCACAACCGUCCGGACAGCAAGCUAUCCUAGGCGCAAGCCCCCGCCUCUGGGUCCGCUUCCUCGACCGGGCUCGGUGGCAGGCUCAAGGGCGCUUUCACCUCAUCCUUCAGAAGCUUCCUCCCUGUCACGCAAGUCUUCGAUCUCGGCCAGAGAAUCAAUCACGGAAGAGCAAAGGCGCGAGCUGUUACUAGGUCAGCAGGAGCUUCACCAGGCAAAUACUGGAUCGUCGACUGCAAUGGGACGGACACGCUCUUUCUCGCAGCCGAUCAAGAAGGCUGUUCCGCCUCCUGUCGGACCACCGCCAUCUGCUCCACUGCCCGCGCCGAAAGUCUAUCCGGGCCUCAGCAUGGAAGGCGUCGAUUCUCGCAGGGCUCCUUACGACAGCCUUACGCACGGCAAUGUUCCAGAAACGCCGACUUCGGAUCCUUUCCCUUCUGAUCUGGGCGCGACAAUCAUCGAACAGCGCUCUGCAGCUGGACAAGUGGCGGAUCUGCUGACGCUGCCUAGCAGUCCCCUCAGACGGCCACUACACAUCUUGCGUUUGCUAGAGAUGUCCAUUACUGAUGGCGGCUUCGUCACGCCGAGGCUGUUCAUCCCGCCGCAGAUAUGGGCGCAGUCUAGGAUCAAGUUGACCGCAACAGAAACGAAACUGAGGAUACUCGAAGCUGUCUCACAAGGACUGGAAAUACUUGAGAAGGAAGGCCGCGAUAUGCUCAAGCCGUCGAGUAACAGGACGCCUUAUCAGGCAGCAAAAGGAUUCGCGAAGGAGCUAGAGAGCUUUGGAGACUUGCUGGACGAGCUACAGGGUGACUCGGCGAAGAAGCUUGGCUUCACGGACACGAGUCGGAAAAAGUCUUUUGGCGCUUCGUGGAGUUCGAAGCUGUCAAAGUCGAUUGCUGGCAUGACGAGCAGCAAGGGGCUUGAGUCGCCUGGCGCAUACACGAGUUCUCUUGCACGGUGCUUCGCCCAAGCGCAAUCACUGGAUCCUCACUGUCAGUGCCUAGAGAGUCCGGAGAAAACACGGUACGCCGAAGUACCGGCAGAUCUGCGGAAGCAGAUUGACGCGCGACUCCGACGAAGCUCAGAUUUCUUCGCGAGCAUUGUGAUACCGUUUGUGAUGCAAGAUCUUGCGCUCAUGCUCGACAAGUAUGCCAAGCGAGCGGCGAGCUGGUGUGCUGACUAGCCUCGCCAUUCUUGUUGUACAUUGCAAGUCUUUUGAACUCCC